GAGCGACUACACCCUAAACCCUUUUUGGUGACAAAAAGAAGGUCCACCGCCUGAAGCCGGAAGCGCGCAAGAGAAACACCAGGGUAUGUUUCGUUUUUGCGCAAUUUGCGGUUCGCUGGCAAAAACUCAUGUCGUGCAGCAGCACUGCUCACAGUGGGAGUUUGGCUUCGGCUUAUAUUUGAGCCCCCACGAAAUCGUCCCCACAACAUGCCGACGUAUGCGCCGAUAUGUGAGAGCGCCGCAUGACCUGCAUGGGGGGCAGAAAAGCGUAUUGGGAAGGGCCUCGAGCAACACCGGCUCUCUCUAUUGACGAGAACACACUUCGUGUCCUUUUCUGCUCUCCUGUUUCCUCUUGCGUGUCUACGUGUGGUGCGCAUCCUCCCUCGUUGUUAUCUCUUUUACGUCCCUUUUGUAAAGAUGCCGACGAAGCGUCGCAACGGCGGUCGCGCAAAGCACGGCCGCGGCCACUCUGCCGUUGUCCGCUGCAGCAACUGCGGCCGCUCCUGCCCGAAGGACAAGGCCAUCAAGAGAUUCAACGUUCGUAACAUCGUUGACGCUUCUUCUCAGAGAGAUCUUCGCGAAGCGUCUGUUUACAACACCUACACCCUCCCCAAGCUCUACAUCAAGCAGUGCUACUGCGUGUCCUGCGCUAUCCACUCGCGUGUCGUUCGCGUCCGCUCUGUUGAGCAGAGAAAGGUCCGCGAAAACCCCCAGCGCCGACCGCAGGGCGGACAGCAGGGCCAGGGCAACAACUAAAUGAGAGCCUGAGAAAGGCCGGAUGUCGGAAGGUGUGAACAGAGAGACUUGGCGAGGGGACUACCGCGGCACGUGCGAGCAGGAGCGAAAGUCAGCGGGAGCUGCCUUGGCUGAGUCCAGGUCAUGCACAGAGCGGGCGGUAGAGGAGGUUGUGGCCCGCAAGACCACGAGAGAAGACACAACCUGCUAGAGGGCCUUUAACGCCGCUGGACGUUCAGCUGAAACGUCAAAGCACCCCGAGAGGGGAGUUGUUCAUCGGGCAGAGAUCUUUGGAGGGCCCGUGCAGAGCGUAGCAGCGUGUUCAACUGUUCCUCCCCAACACUGGAGUGUAACGAAAACUUGACCUCGCGUACGGCUCCCCUUCAAACUAGGUGUCUGCCUGCUGUAAGUCAACAGCACUGAUGCUGUUCGGGGCGAAAAAGUGCUUUCACUGGUUCGAACGUGCCGGAG
Molecule: messenger RNA, 1206 nt
Organism: Toxoplasma gondii ME49
Lineage: Eukaryota; Apicomplexa; Conoidasida; Eucoccidiorida; Sarcocystidae
Gene: RPS26
Product: ribosomal protein RPS26
Exons: 2
Coding region: 418-756 (112 amino acids)
Biological process (GO): translation
Cellular component (GO): cytosolic small ribosomal subunit; ribosome
Molecular function (GO): mRNA binding; structural constituent of ribosome
Source: RefSeq, a predicted model, not a curated record